Messenger RNA from Chelonia mydas (Green sea turtle), 945 nucleotides. RefSeq names its product G-protein coupled receptor 151-like. Gene Ontology annotation, biological process: neuropeptide signaling pathway; adenylate cyclase-modulating G protein-coupled receptor signaling pathway. Lineage: Eukaryota; Metazoa; Chordata; Testudines; Cheloniidae. The transcript is spliced from 3 exons. Gene Ontology annotation, molecular function: galanin receptor activity. Bases 1 to 945 code for a protein of 314 amino acids. The record is from RefSeq and is a predicted model, not a curated record. Gene Ontology annotation, cellular component: membrane.
AUGAACAGCUCCCAGCCCGUCCCCUGGCCCGGCGCGGGGCUGGACGGGACCCUGGCGCUGCCCCUGGGCCUGGCCGCCCUGGGCCUGGCGGGGCUGGCGGGCAACCUGCUGCUGCUGGCGGUGCUGGGCCAGGAGCUGCGGCGGGGCCGGGGCUCGCCGCCCCUCGCCGGGCUGCUCCACCUCUGCGGCGCCGACCUGCUGCUGCUGCUGCUCUGCGCCCCGCUGCGCCUGGCCGCCGCCUGCCGCCGCGCCUGGCCGCUGGGCGCGCCCCUGUGCCGGGGCAGCGGCUGGCUGCUGCACGCCGCGCUGCUGGCCAAGUGCUUCGCCCUGGCGGCCGUCGGGCGAGCCCGCCUGCAGCAGCUGGCCGGCCCGGCCCCCGGCCCGCACGCCCUGCCCGGCCGGCUGGAGCCCGGCCCCGACGGGCCGCGCUGCCUCUUCCAGCCGCCCCCGGGCGCCGCCGGCUUCAUGCGGGUCUUCGACGCCGCCUACCCGCUGCUGGCCCUGCUGCUGCCGGCCGCCUUCACCGGCGGCUGCUACUGGAGAGCCCUGCGCGCCCGCGGGCCGCCCGGGCAGCGCCCGCCCCCGCCCGGCCCGGCCACCCGCCUGCUGCUGGGCCUCAGCCUGCUCUUCCACGCCGCCUGGCUGCCCGAGUGGGGGCUGUGGCUCUGGGGCCGGCUCGGCGGGGCGCGGCUGCCCCCGGCGGCGCUGGCGGGGCUGGCCCAGGCCGCGCUCUUCCUCCCCGGCGCGCUGGGGCCCGCGGUGCUGCUGGCGGCCUGCCGGAGCUCCGGGCCGGGCUGCGGGCGCUGGCCCGACGGGGAGCGCAAGCUUCUGGGAAGCAGAACCGGGGAGCCGGUGAGGACCCGCAAUGCAGCCUCCUGGUCUCCCCCAAGCUGCACCCUUCAGCCUGCUGCAGCCUGUAAAGCCUCAGAGCAUGUCGCCUCUUAG